Molecule: messenger RNA, 941 nt
Organism: Neltuma alba
Lineage: Eukaryota; Viridiplantae; Streptophyta; Magnoliopsida; Fabales; Fabaceae
Product: ferredoxin, root R-B2-like
Exons: 2
Coding region: 205-669 (154 amino acids)
Biological process (GO): electron transport chain
Molecular function (GO): 2 iron, 2 sulfur cluster binding; electron transfer activity
Source: RefSeq, a predicted model, not a curated record
UUAGACCUGGUCAAGGAGGUGAUGAGAUCGGUGGUAGCUUGAGUCCUUUGCCGAAUGUUCUUUAAGAAAGGGAAAUGCAGUCUUAAGGAAUUCAGUUACGAAGGACUCAGUUCAGAGAACAGUGAUAGUUUCUCUUGUUUGUUUAAUCUCUGUCUGCAUGGACCAUGCCGGGCUCUAUGGUGUAAAUGAAUAGCACGAGUAAUCAUGUCAACCUUGUCAAGUGUGAAGUUUUCCCCAAAUUGUGAGUUCCGAGUUUCAUGCCAAAACCAACUCACCAGUGCCGUAGUUAAGUGCCCAUCCUCAGUUGAAUUUGUGAGGUGUGUUCCCAAAACACUUGGCUUGAAGUCAUCACUCUUGUUUAGGACAACUACCAUGGCUGCCUACAAGAUUAAGUUGAUUGGUCCUGAAGGACAAGAGAAUGAGUUUGAGGCCCCUGAUGAUUCCUACAUCCUAGAUGCUGCAGAAAAUGCUGGAAUUGAGCUCCCUUAUUCAUGCCGAGCUGGAGCAUGCUCUACCUGUGCUGGGAAGAUAGUAUCUGGUUCUGUGGAUCAGUCGGAUGGCUCAUUCCUUGAUGACAAUCAAAUGAAGGAUGGGUAUGUUCUAACCUGUGUCUCCUACCCAACUUCAGAUUGUGUAAUUCACACUCACAAGGAAACUGAUCUCUACUGAGACCAGUAAAAUGGAGCUGUCAGGAGCAAAGUCAGGAUUUUAAGGAGACCUUGAGGCCAACUGAACUUGUUCUUUCCUAUUUUCCUGUCGUUGUUUUGUUCCGUGCACAUUCAAUGGUUGUUAUCAAGUUGUUUAAAAUGAACGUUAUGGGGUUGCCAGUAAUUUAGGAUUUGAUGGAUUAUGCCUCUGUUGGUGCUAGGAACCAUUGUGAUUUUAAUAUGGUAAGCUUUUUCGCUAGGCAUUAUUUCAUUGAGAUGGUGUUGCUUUCUGAA